Molecule: messenger RNA, 4559 nt
Organism: Amblyraja radiata (thorny skate)
Lineage: Eukaryota; Metazoa; Chordata; Chondrichthyes; Rajiformes; Rajidae
Product: metabotropic glutamate receptor 8
Exons: 11
Coding region: 561-3272 (903 amino acids)
Biological process (GO): G protein-coupled receptor signaling pathway
Cellular component (GO): membrane
Molecular function (GO): G protein-coupled receptor activity
Source: RefSeq, a predicted model, not a curated record
GUCGGGCUCCUGCUGGCGGGCCGGGAGGGGUGGCCGGAUGCCGGCUCCGAUACACGGCGGCUCCACUCGCCACCUAGGGCACCGGGAGCGCUCGGACUGGCAAAUAUCUUUUAAAACGGGAGCCCGGGAGGGCGGCGAAUCCAACCGGAGAGAUAACAGAAUCGGGCGCCGUGCGAAGCCACCUUUCCUCCCCGUCUUCGCGAAGUGGGGUUUGACGCCGGAGAGACGGGAGGAGCGCUGAGUCUUCAGUGAGAGGAGAGGAGGAGGAGAGAGGAGAGGCAGCCGGCAACAUCACCUGGAGCCGCCGAGAUACCAGUCGCCUUGUGCCGGGUCGCCCCAGGGGAAGGGGGGGGGAACCGGCUUGGCAGAGAUGUGGCCGAAACCGGGCACGGAUGUGAUCAAAAAAGCGGCGGGAGCUCGCAGCCAAUGUCCCGUGGUGCCCGCCAGCGGCCGCCUCCCCUCCUGCUAACCCAUCCACUCCCGGGGCAGCCGUGCCUGGAUGCGCCUCGUCCAAGUCGGGCAGCCCGCUCCACUUCAGCAGCGCUCCGGGGACCGGCAGCAUGAACCGGCCCACCUGCCCACGGUGGCUCCUCGCCGCCAAGUGUUGCUGGCUCUUGGCCGCCGUGCACAGAGGCCAUGGGCAGGAACAUGCCCACUCCAUCCGGCUGGAGGGAGAACUCAUCCUGGGGGGACUCUUCCCCGUCCACUCCCGGGGCGCGGCCGGGGCGGCUUGCGGCGAGAUCAAGAAGGAGAAGGGCAUUCACAGGAUGGAAGCUAUGCUCCACGCGGUGGACCAACUCAACCGCGACCCGGACAUCCUGGUCAACAUCACGCUGGGUGUCCGCAUCCUCGACACUUGCUCCAGGGACACUUACGCCCUGGAACAGUCCCUGACUUUCGUCCAAGCCCUGAUUGAGAAGGACGCCACGGACGUGAGGUGCGCUAGCGGGGAGCCCCCCAUCAUCGCCAAACCGGACAAGAUCGUGGGAGUUAUAGGCGCCUCUGCGAGCUCCGUCUCCAUCAUGGUCGCCAACAUACUCAGACUUUUCAAGAUCCCGCAGAUCAGCUACGCUUCGACGGCCCCGGAGCUGAGUGACAACACCCGGUAUGACUUCUUCUCCCGAGUGGUCCCUCCCGACUCGUACCAGGUGCAGGCGAUGGUGGAUAUUGUCACCGCCCUGGGAUGGAACUACGUCUCCACUCUGGCCUCCGAGGGAAACUACGGGGAAAGCGGCGUGGAGGCAUUCAUGCACAUCUCCAGGGAAACUGGUACUGUUUGUAUUGCCCAGUCGCUGAAAAUCCCUCGCGAGCCGAGACAGGGAGAAUUUGACAAGAUUAUAAAACGCUUGCUGGAAACGCCUAACGCUCGUGGGAUCAUUAUAUUCGCAAAUGAAGAUGAUAUCAGCCGUCUACUGGAAGCCACCAGAAGAUCUAAUCAGACGAAGCACUUCCUCUGGGUCGGCUCAGACAGCUGGGGUUCAAAGGUCGCCCCGGUUCACCUUCAUGAAGAGGUCGCUGAAGGGGCCGUGACCAUCCUGCCCAAGAGAGCCUCGAUUGAAGGCUUCGACAGGUACUUCAGAAGCCGCACGUUGGAGAACAACAGGAGAAAUGUCUGGUUUGCUGAGUUCUGGGAGGAGAACUUCAAUUGCAAACUGAGCUGGCACGGGAAGCGGAACAGCAAGAUCAAGAAAUGCACAGGACUGGAAAGAAUUGGAAGGGACUCGUCGUAUGAACAGGAGGGGAAAGUGCAGUUUGUCAUUGACGCAGUGUAUUCCAUGGCACAUGCCCUGCACAACAUGCACAAGGAACUGUGUCCUGGUUACGUUGGCCUCUGCCCAUCGAUGAACUCCAUAGAUGGCAGGGAAUUGCUUCAGUUCAUCCGAGCUAUAAACUUCAAUGGAAGUGCCGGUACUCCUGUGAUGUUUAAUAAAAACGGAGAUGCUCCUGGGAGAUAUGACAUCUACCAGUAUCAGAUCACCAACACGUCCUCCCAUGGGUAUCGGGUUAUUGGACAGUGGACUGACAAUCUUCAUCUCAACGUGAAGGACAUGCACUGGGGCGGAGUAGACCCCACCAUCCCGCAGUCGGUCUGCAGCCUGCCCUGCAAGGCUGGCGAGAGGAAGAAGACGGUGAAAGGGGUGCCCUGCUGUUGGCACUGCGAGCGCUGCGAAGGCUACCACUACCUGGUGGACGAGUCGACCUGCCAAAUGUGCCCGUUCAACCGCAAGCCCAACGCCAACGGCACCGACUGCGAGCUCAUCCCCAUCAUCAAGCUGGAGUGGCACUCCCCGUGGGCCAUCGUGCCCGUCUUCAUCGCCAUGCUUGGCAUCAUCGCCACCACCUUUGUCAUCACCACCUUCAUCCGCUACAACGAGACCCCCAUAGUCAGGGCGUCUGGCCGGGAGCUGAGUUAUGUCUUGCUGACUGGAAUAUUCUUGUGCUACGCCGUCACCUUCCUAAUGAUUGCCACCCCCGAUAUCGUUCUCUGUUCCUUCCGUCGGAUCUUCCUGGGGCUGGGCAUGUGUAUUAGUUAUGCCGCGCUGCUCACCAAGACUAACAGAAUUCACCGAAUCUUUGAGCAGGGUAAGGCUUCGGUCUCAGCACCCAGGUUCAUCAGCCCGGCCUCCCAGCUGGUGAUCACCUUUAGCCUCAUUUCCCUGCAGCUUCUGGGAGUCUUCAUCUGGUUCGCCGUGGACCCUCCCCACACCAUCGUGGACUACGGUGAGCAGCGGACUGUGGACCCGGAGAAGGCCAGGGGCGUCCUCAAGUGUGACAUUUCUGACCUCUCUCUCAUCUGCUCCCUGGGGUACAGCAUUCUGCUGAUGGUCACAUGCACUGUGUACGCAAUUAAAACCAGAGGCGUUCCAGAGACCUUCAACGAAGCCAAACCCAUCGGUUUCACCAUGUACACCACCUGCAUUAUAUGGUUAGCUUUUAUUCCAAUAUUUUUUGGCACAGCCCAGUCCGCAGAAAAGAUGUACAUUCAGACGACCACCCUCACCAUAUCCAUGAGUCUAAGUGCUUCUGUAUCCCUGGGCAUGCUGUACAUGCCUAAGGUUUACAUUAUCAUCCUUCAUCCAGAGCAGAACAUGCAAAAACGCAAGCGUAGCUUCAAGGCGGUGGUGACAGCAGCCACGAUGACUACCAAAUUGUCGCAGAAAGCAAGUGAAAGGCCAAAUGGAGAGGUCAAAACAGAACUCUGUGAAAGCCUAGAAACAAACACCUCCUCCACCAAGACCACCUACAUCAGCUACAGCAACCAUGCAAACUGACCGGAUCUGGUGCACAGCUUGAAGUAGUCCAACGGGGACUGCAUGCGUGAAGCCCACCUUCGCGUCCCAUCAUUUGGAAAGCGCUCUGGGGAGGAAGGACGGCCUGCGGUGGUGGUGGUGAUGGGGGGCCACAGGGGAGAGAAGCCCCCUCCCCCCGGGCUCGGCAAGUGCGAGAUUGCCCCCCUCCCUCCCCUUUGUGUAUUCCGAGACACGGCAUCCCAGUGACGAGGAAGACACACAAGGGCCCUGGGACUUGUGCGCGGGCCCUGGGCCAGAGGGAAACCCAUGCCUGAUGUUCUAAUUGUAAGUUUAGUGACUGUGCAUCUAUCCUUUCGGUUCUGUGGUCUAUCUACCCUUGUUGCACCCUAGUUUUCGAGAGGCUCCUGUGCCCUGAGCCAUUGCAAUAAACAGGGCGUUCUAUGUGGAUCACAGCAUAGCGUGGCGUACAAUAAAUGCAAGGGUUGAAGAAGCAUGUCGACGUUUUAUAUGACUGAUUUAUUUGUAAUAAAGGAAUGUUUUUUUUUUUUGCAAAAUCCAGUAUGUACAUUCUGUUUUGCGGGUUCCAGCGUGAUUUAUUUAUUUUUUUGUUUUUGUGCCGUGUGUGACUCUUUUACAAAAGCGACGGGGGUCAAAUGCCCACCACGUUCUCGUGUUUCCAUGAGCUCACCAUACAGGGCGACUGCACCCUGUCCAGGGGCUCGCACAGUGGGCGUGAAGCUCGGCAGCGGCCGUUCGGCACAUCAAGGCUGUUCUAGCCCCCACACCCUACCACUCCCCACCACAAACACACAAUCAGACAAUGGCAGACCCAUGGUUUGUAAGAUCGCAGGUCGGUAUUAUUGCACCCUCCCCGUGUUCUGUACGCCUACAGAAAGAUAUGCAAUGGGGGUGCGGGUGUUAGUUGAGAGUCGCAAGGGUCUUGGAGAAAACAGAUGCACACAGCUCUCUGCUUGCCUCGCCCAUACAUUACAUGCAAGCAAAGAAUUUCACUGCCUAGUUACACGUGACAAAGUAUUCCAAUUCCACAUUCCCCCUCCCGCCUCUCUCUUGGCCCUUUGCAUUUAACUCAGGACAGCUGGGGAACACCUUUCGUGCAUUUAGAUAGCGCCUACCUACCCUGUAGGAACUCUUUCCCUGGGGGACACAAGUUCCACAGAUACAACGACGACAUUAAUGCAGUGAAUAGAUCAGCGGGAUGCAUAGAACAGUACGGUACAGGAACAGGCCCACAAAGUCUGUGCCGAAUAUCAAUGCCUAGGUAAACUAAUCUCAUAAGGUUGCACGCGA